AGAGUGAUGUCCAGGUCCUCCCACUGACGCAGCCAUCGCGGUAUUUGCCAGCUAGUGUAUUUUAUAGCCUACUGACUGAUUCUUAGUAGCAAUAAAAUAUAAUAACGUGAUAUACGGAAGCCAAAGAGUGGAAGAGUUCUGCGUCGCUGUCGAACAGUUAACAUGGCCGCUAGCGCUAAGAAGCCGUCCCUAGGGGCCGUUACCCAGCGUAAGAAGACCAGUCCCAAGCCAGAGCUCACGGAGGAGCUGCGGCAGGAGAUCCGAGAGGCCUUCGAGCUCUUCGACACGGACGGCUCCGGGCACAUUGACGUUAAGGAGCUCAAGGUUGCCAUGCGAGCACUGGGGUUCGAGCCCAAGAAAGAAGAGAUAAAGAGAAUGAUCAGCGAGGUUGAUAAAGAGGGCACUGGAAAGAUUGACUUCAAUGAAUUCUUGUCUGUUAUGACGCAGAAAAUGGCAGAGAAGGACUCCAAGGAGGAGAUCCUCAAAGCGUUCCGCCUCUUUGACGACGACGAGACGGGAAAGAUCUCCUUCCGAAACCUGAAGCGGGUGGCCAAAGAGCUGGGGGAGAACCUAACGGACGAGGAGCUGCAGGAGAUGAUUGACGAGGCUGACCGAGACGGGGACGGGGAGGUGAGCCAGCCGGAGUUCCUGCGCAUUAUGAAGAAGACCAGCUUGUACUGAGGGGUGGACUGGACCUCAGUGGAUUGGAGGGGGGUUCUCCUGAUGACUCUACAUGCCCACUUUUCUGUAGGCCAAAUAACAGAUCUUUUCACGACAUCUCACCAGUAUAUUCAGGGUCAGUUACAGUCCAAGGUUAUGCUAUAGUGGUCUGACACUUUCAUUGCUUCCCCUCAACAACUGUACACUUCAUGUGGCACCGUGAGGGACUGUUCAACAAAAACCGAAUAAAGAGUUAACUCUGCGAUGCGCUUCAGCACUGCCAGUUGGUUUAGAGUGCAGCCCUGGUCAUUCUGUUAGACAUGAGGCUUCAGCAGAGUUUGAAUGCCUGUUAUGACGAAUGAAAAAGUUUGAUUUUAUCACCAGGCACUACGCAUACGUCUAGACAGUGAGCUCCAUAAUGUUUGAUAAAAGGUAUUUUAUACAUUUUGGUUUCAUGUACAAAUUGCUGCACUUCAUAUGCAUAGGAGGCCAAAAGGAACUACCCACAAUCCAAAGCACCCCCCCCCCCUUAUCUGUGAAACAUGGUUGUGGGGGUGUUUUGGUUUGGGCAUGUAUGGCUGCCACAGGCACUGGCUCCCGUGUCUUCAGUAAUGAUCUGCUGAUGGCAGCAGAAUGAAUUCUGAAGUGUAUAGAAACAUCUUAUCUGUUUGUGUUCAACCAAAUGCCUCCAAACUCAUUGGACAGUGCUUCAUCGUACAGAAAGAAAAUUAUCCCAUACAUACUGCUAAAGCAACGAAGGCGUUUUUCAAAGCCAAAAACUGGAAAAUUUUUGACUGGCAUCGUCAGUCACCUGAUCUGAAUCCAGUUGAACAUGUUUCAUAUGCUGAUGAGAACUUAAGGCAACUAGCCCCUGAAACAAGCAGGAAUUGAAGAUGGCUGCUGUACAGGUCUGGCAGAGCAUCACCAGAGAAGAUACUUAGCACCUGGUGAUGGGUCACAGACCUCAAGCAGUCAUUGCAUGGAAAGGAAGUGCUGUCUUUUAUACGUGGUAAAACCAAAGUGAAUAAAAAUACUCUUAAAUAAAAGUUUAGAAUAUAAUAUUUAACUAUGUAUGAAUGUGUGUUUGUUUAAAAAUCUUAAAUGGUGAAGUACAGAGCCAAAUCAAGAAGAAAAAAAAUGACUUUGUCCCAAACAUUAUGGAGCUCACUGUAUAAAGAAACAUCCAUAUACUGUUUUAAGCUGACAGUUUGAUGUGCCAAACACAGAAUCAUUCUACUUUCAAAAACAUCUCAAAACAGUAUUCUGUGGCCUCCUUCACAUGCCUAAAUAAUGCUCCUGGUUAUUCCGUGUCUUUAGAGUCUUUUUUUGAGCAAGCUCAGAGUUUGAGGCUGCAACUUGCCUUGAAUGUUACAUUCACUAUGAAACGUUUGGACCAAUCUUUGAGGCAUUUUUUGGGCCCAUUUUGGUGGCCAGGCCAGACCCUUAACGAGGACCAGCAAGUGAUUUUAAGAAACAUCACACCGUACACCUAACACAGUGUGCAGCACUUUUUCAUCCUGAACACAGCCCUCGUCUUCGUGCCUGAGUCUCAGUAAAGUGGGCCGUGCUCAAGUCAUAGAGGGCCCUCGCCUCUUCGCCCUCCGCUGCUGUAGACUGUGUCUGAAGUGAUCGUGUGGCCAGUUUUUUCAAACCAGUAUUUGCUUUUUUUGUCUCUUUGUAUAUCUUUGCUCCUGAAUGUUUGUUGGAUGUUUUGUACAAAUGGAUUGCAUAUUCUAUUUAAAUAUCAAAGUAUUGAAUAAACAACUCUUAAGCUUC
Messenger RNA from Anguilla rostrata (American eel), 2436 nucleotides. It is a transcript of the gene cetn2, whose product is annotated as centrin, EF-hand protein, 2. The record is from RefSeq and is a predicted model, not a curated record. The transcript is spliced from 5 exons. NCBI's taxonomy places the organism in Eukaryota, Metazoa, Chordata, Actinopteri, Anguilliformes, Anguillidae. Gene Ontology annotation, biological process: mitotic cell cycle; centriole replication; nucleotide-excision repair. The coding region runs from base 163 to 681 and encodes 172 amino acids. Gene Ontology annotation, molecular function: calcium ion binding. Gene Ontology annotation, cellular component: centriole; centrosome.